AAAGAGAGAGAAGCCAUCGGCUGCCCUUAGUUUGCGUCACUUCCUCGCACGCUUCCCUCGUUUGUUUUCCACGGCGCUGCUGAAGAGGAGACGCGUAGAGAAAUUGACCGUGAAUCAUGUCCAAACGAAAAGUGACGUUUCAAGACGGAGGAGAAGAUCUCGAUGAAACUGUUCCCAAGAAGAAGCUGUGUGAGGAGGGUCCAGGCAGCAGGUUCAAAGGCAAGCACUCCCUGGACAGCGAUGAAGAGGAUGAGGGGGACGAAGGAGGCAGCAAGAAGUACGACAUCCUGGACCACGACGACAUUGAAGGUCAGGAAUCGGCUACAGUCGAUGUGGAUGAGGGCGUCCGGAUCACGCCCUUUAAUCUGAAUGAUGAAAUGGAGGAGGGGCACUUUGACUCCGAGGGGAACUACUUCCUGAAGAAAGAGGAACAGAUUCGGGACCACUGGCUGGACAACAUAGACUGGGUCCAGAUUAAAGAGCGUCCGAACGUCCCCAGAAAUGUGGCCAAGCUGGCUGCCAAGAGAAGGGUGGAUGAUCAGGAAGAGGGGAAGGGAAAAAGAGGAGAGGAGGAGGAGGAGGAGGAGAGGAUGGAGGAAGGUGAGCAGGCGGAGGAAGAGAGAAAAGAGGCCGAGGAGGAGGACUCUGAGGAGGAGGCUCUGGGGCAGGCUGACCGCAAAGCUCUCAUCCAGGGCAUGAUCAGGCUCAUGUUGCCGGGGGAGACGGUCGUCAACGCCCUGCGGAGAUUGGGGGGGCUGAAAAAGGAGAGAACGAGGCAGUGGAGGAAGAAGAAAGGAGGAGAGGAGGAGGAAGAGGAAGGGAAGAAGAGUGAAGGAGGAGACAAGGCUCUGCUGGAGAGAUUGACGGGGCUGGCUGACCGCCUGGUUGCCUGCGGAGAGUAUGAGAUUUAUCAGCACACCUUCGAGAAACUGGCACACCAGCUGAAGAUCAUGGAGAAGGAGGGAGGCGAUGAAGAUGAUGGUGAUGAAGACGACGACGAUCUGGACGCCUUCGCCGAGAAGAUAGACGAGUCCAAGAACGGAGGGAAGGAGAAAGAGAGCGGGAGGGAGAGAAAGACAGGGAUGGACGAGGAGGUGAUGUGGGAAUACCGAUGGGAUAACAAGGAAAACUCCGAGAUGUACGGCCCUUUCACCAGCCAACAGAUGCAGGGCUGGCAAGAUGAAGGCUACUUCCAGGAUGGAGUUUACUGUAGGAGAGUGGGGCAGCCUGGAGCCCAGUUCUACAACUCCAAGAGACUGGACUUUGAGCUGUAUACAUGAGAGGAGACGCACACAAUAUACACACACACACAC
Messenger RNA from Polyodon spathula (Mississippi paddlefish), 1313 nucleotides. RefSeq names its product CD2 (cytoplasmic tail) binding protein 2 (gene cd2bp2). Gene Ontology annotation, cellular component: U5 snRNP. The record is from RefSeq and is a predicted model, not a curated record. NCBI's taxonomy places the organism in Eukaryota, Metazoa, Chordata, Actinopteri, Acipenseriformes, Polyodontidae. Gene Ontology annotation, molecular function: protein binding.